CCCCGGCCCGGCCGCGGCGGCGGGGGCGCGGGGGGGCCGCGGCGCGGGCGGCAGCAUGGUGGAGAAGCGCUGCCCGCUGCAGAGGGACGGCGUGUACCGCUGGUUCGCCGAGCUGCCGUCGCCGCAGCGCGUGGAGUUCCUGUGCGGGCUGCUGGACCUGUGCAUCCCGCUCGAGCUGCGCUUCCUGGGCUCGUGCCUCGAGGACCUGGCGCGCAAGGACUACCACUCGCUGCGCGACUCGGAGAUCAAGGCCAACAACCCCGCCGACCUGGGCAGCCUCACCAACCUCACGGACGAGGUGGUGCGCAGCAAGCUGCUGGUGUCGCUGGCGCUGCUGGGCUCGGAGCAGCGCGAGGCGGCGGGCGUGCUGUACCGCACGCUCACGCACAUCGACUCCAUCAUCCACAACUACGGGCUGCAGCUCAACGAGGGCCGCACGGGCGAUGAGUUCCUGCUGCUCUUCACCAUGGCCUCCAACCACCCGGCCUUCAGCUUCCACCAGAAGCAGGUGCUGCGCCAGGAGCUCACGCAGAUCCAGAGCAGCCUGAGCGGCGGCGGCGGCGGCGGCCCGGCCAAGGGCGCGCUGCCCACCUGCCCGGCCUGCCACAAGGUCGCCCCGAGAAGUGAGGCCCCCAGCAGCAGCGGGAGCAGCAGCUUGGAGAAGGCGCUGCCCACGUCGGCACAUUCCACGGAGGAGGCCCUGCCCAAGAGGCCGGGCAGCAAGCACAGCAAAGCGAGUGUUGAAAAGAUAGACCUGAAGGGACUAUCCCACACAAAAAAUGAAAGGAAUGUUGAGUGUUCCUUCGAGGUCUUGUGGUCUGAUUCCUCAGUGACGUCAGUAACCAAGUCUUCUUCUGAAGUGACCGAAUUUAUCUCAAAGCUCUCACAGCUGCACCCUGAGGACAGCCUGGAGAAGUUCACCCCCUGCGUGGCUGGCGCGGACUCUUUCUACGGAGGGCGCAACCACACGGACCUGGAGGCGGAUCUGAGGUGUCUGACCUCACUCCCCGCCCACGUCCUGCGGAACGAGCACGCCAGGGGCUUCUUUAGCACCUCGUCUCCCGCCCAACAGCUUCAAAGUCCAAGCCCCAGCACCCCAGCCCUCGCGAAAGUUGGCACCACCGUGGGCACGUCUGGGAGGCCCGUGUGUGGAGUGGCGGGGAUCCCGUCGGCCCAGAGCAGCGCCCAGCAUCACCUGCAGCACACGGCCAGCGCCGCCGCCGUGCCACACUGCUCACACUCGGGGGCGCCUGGCGCGGCGCUGGCUUACCGUGCGCAGAUGGACCCCUCGCCCGCGCUCCUCAUGCCUUCUGGCCUGCAGCCCGCCCCACCCCAGGAGCAGAACGGGAUCUUAGACUGGCUGAGGAAGCUGCGUCUGCACAAGUACUACCCGGUCUUCAAGCAGCUCACGAUGGAGAAGUUUCUGAGCCUCACUGAGGAAGAUCUGAACAAAUUUGAAUCCCUCACCAUGGGGGCAAAGAAAAAGCUCAAGACUCAGCUGGAGCUGGAGAAGGAGAAGUCGGAGAAGCGGUGCCUGAACCCCUCGACGGCGCCCCCAGUCAGCAGCGGCGUGGCCCGGGUGCCCCCCACCAGCCACGUGGGCCCCGUGCAGGCUGUGCGGGGGGGCAGCCCCGCUGCCGCGCUGCGGGUGGAGGUGGAGCCGCCCCCUCACCAGGCCGCCCGGGAAGGCAGCUCGUCUGAGUGCUCCAGCUCCUCCCCAAGCCCCAUGGGGGUGCAGGCCCGGGAAGAGAGCUCCGAUAGCGCUGAGGAGAACGAAAGACGUGUGGAGCUUCCCCUGGAGGGCGCCUGCGACAAGGAGAAGCCCGUGACGCUGCUCAGCCACUUCGCUGCGCCCUCCACCAGGCCCACGGCCCAGGUCCUCCCGGUGCAGAACGAGGCGAGCUCCAACCCACCGGCCCACCCGCCCCUGGCCCCGCCGCUGCUGCCCGCAGCCCCCCACCUGACGCCCCUGCGCAUGCUGAGCUCCGUGCACAAGGCCGAGCGGGGCAGCGCCGACACGCAGCUCCUCCCGGCCUCGGUGCACUCGCUGCUGGCCCUCGAGGACAGGGGCAAGGUCUCGGGACCGAGGAGCGGCCUGAAAGUGGACAAGAGCUUCGGCAGUGCCGUGCUGGACGUGCUGCCCACGGCUGCCUCCCACCAGCCCGUGCAGGUCCUCUCCGGACUCGCUGAGGGCAGCUCUGUGCCCGCCACCAUCUCCUUUGGACCCCGGGCCAAGGUCAUGCCCGCUGCUGCCCUGGACAGAGUGCUGAAGCCCGCAGCACCGCCUGUCCUGGGCACAGAGACCAGCAGCGCAGCCUCGGGGACCGCCAGUGCUGUCUUCCACGUGGCCCGGCCACCUGUCAAGCUGCUGGUGUCGGCCUCUGUGCCCGCCGAGUCUGCGCCCUCGAACAGCGUGCAGAUAAGCGUGCCCCCGGCCAUUGUCCCCCCGCGGACGGCUCUGUACACGGCCAGCACCAAAGCUGCUUUCCCUGCCAUGGGCCCCCUGCAGGGCAGCUUCUGCACGGGCAGCGGCUCCGCAGCCCCCAGCAGCCACGCCCCGGCCUCCUUCUCCAGCAUGGCCGCGGCGCCCAGCUGCCCGGCGCCCAGCUCCAGCCCUGCGCUCUCCUCUGCCCCCGACAGCAGCUUCUACAGCGGCGGCAGCGGCUCCCCCGGGAACAUUCCUGCCUCCAGCCAGGGCCAUCACCACCACCAUGCGCCUGCCCCGCAGCAGCCCGCGCCCGCCCCGCCGCCCGGCUGCGUGGUCUGUACCUCCUGCGGCUGCAGCGGGAGCUGUGGGUCCAGCGGCCUGACCGUCAGCUACGCCAACUACUUCCAGCACCCCUUCUCCGGGCCCUCGGUCUUCCCCUUCCCCUUCCUGCCCUUCAGCCCUGUGUGUGGUGGCGGCUAUGUGGGUGCGCAGCAGUACGGCAGUGGCGCCUUCCCGGCCGUGCACUCGCCCUACGGUGGCGGCGUGGCGCCCGAGCCGGUGCUGGGGGGCCAGUCGUCCUUCGCGGUGCCGCCCAUGCGCAGCUUCCUGGGGGCGGGCAUGUACCAGGCCCAGGGACUGGUGGGCACCAGCAACGGCUCUGGCCACAAAAAGAGCGGGAACCUGUCGUGUUACAACUGUGGGGCCACAGGCCACCGCGCGCAUGACUGCAAGCAGCCGUCCAUGGACUUCAACCGGCAAGGUACUUUCAGGUUGAAAUACGCGCCUCCAGCCGAGAGUCUGGACUCCACAGACUGACGCUUCCGCGGGCAGCAGAACACUCCUGAGCCGUGGGGACACGAGGAAGGUCGAGCACAGCCCUGAGGGUGCUGCCUCACGCUUCCUCUUCUUAUCCCAAAGGUGCUUCACUUCACUGGACUGGCUGGAGGCCUGGCACGGGCGAGCGUCCUGCUGGGCACUGCCAGCCCCUGGCCGGAGCUGGACGGCAGGACUCGCCCAGCGGGUGGGCUCCACAGCCCCAGGCUCACGCAGUUCCAGGGCAGCUACGAGGCGGGCUCGGGGCUGAAGGGGGGAGACCUCCCAGGCCCGCUCCGCUCAGGGACGGCGCCGUCUCGGUUCCGUCUUAUUCCGAAGGUGGUGGGCUCUCGGGGGCGCGCUGAAGUCUGUAGACCCCUGCCAGUCUCUGCAGCGCGAGCACUCAGAGAACCCCUUUUUAAAGAGUCGGCACCAGCAGGCGAUGUGUCCUAGUCCAGCAGACACUUAGGGCCCCCCCGCCCUCCCCAGAAGCACUAGCAGCAGUUCCAGUUGGAAGACGUUUCUCUGCCAACACAGCCCAACCCCAGCGUUCAGUAGACACAUCUGCUCGCAGCACCUGGAUUUCUAAGGGUCCAAGUCAGAGUCCCGCGUCCUCAGACCUCGGGGUCACCGGGGCCCUCAAGGGUGCGACGCGGCUCGUCCUCCUCAGCAGAGUGGGCUUGUGCCCUCACCCCCGAGGACCUCCAGGACUCUUGCCAGUCACCCAGACGGAUGCUUGGACACUGUCCACUGCAGUAGGAGGGGCGUUCUCCCGGCAGCUUCUCUGAGGCUGUGAAGAACUGUCCCGCCUCAAGGACCAGGAAAGCUCUGCAGGAGGUGCUCAGGCCCGGCCGGAGGCCACCCGGGCAGGGCAGCCCCUGGCAAGUCGGGCUCGGCACACGUGCUCCCCGGCUCCAGACCCCGCGGCCGCAGGGAGAGCCGCGAGGUCCGGAACGGGGCUUCCGUCUCCAAGGCUAAAGGGAAUUUUCCUGGUCAAAUAAUGUUCCUUUAGAUGCUAAAAGCCUUCGAUAUUAAAAUACUGACUGGGAAGACCUGCCCAGGGAUUUUUCUAGUUGAAUGCUUAGAAAAAGAAAGUCACGGUUCAGAAUCUUCUUCAGUGGGACAAUCAGCCUCCUGCCUGCUGUGCCUCGGGCCUGCGGUGGGCCUGGGCCGGCCUGGCGGGACGAAGCAGAAACUGGUUGCUUUUGCAAAAGGCUUUUAGUGGAGUGUUUUCAUUUUCUUUCAGUCCUUUUAUUUCUAUGCAAUACAGCGGUGGCGGGCCUGUGUCUCUGGCUUCCCCGACACGGUGUCAGGGCUUGGGAGGAGGCAGGGCAGCGGCUUGGGGGGAUGUCACAUUGGUCUUGUGAAUGAUGAAACAGACAAAAUGUCAAAUUAACGAGAUGUGACACAACUUUGCCUUAAAGAGUACCUGACUGGAACUUGUCGCAUAUGUUCAAGGAAGAUUUAGAGUAUUUGCUGAUGUUUACGAUUUUAAUAUUUCUGAAGGCCAUUAACAGUGGCCUGGAUAUGUGCUGAGAGCCAAACUUUUAAAUUUUUUGGUUUUUUAAACAAAGAAAUAUUUUAAAUAAAUCCUAUUUCAACAGUGAAAUUGUUGAAAACUAUCUCACGACGAGAAAAAAAAAACCUAGGUUUUUUUGUUUUAGUGGUCAGUAUUGGGGAAUGAGUACCUGCUGUUUCUCUUCUACUGUGGUGAAUACCAGAGGUUGGCGUCCAGUGCAGCGGAGGAAGAGGAACCUUGUGGGUGGAAGAUGCCAUUAGGAUUGAGGCGAGCGCAUCCGGGGCCUCGGGAGCUGUGGGGGCACUCGCGGGCACAGGCCGCACCGGCCCAUCUGCUCAUCUUCGUCGGUUCUCCUGAACUCCGGGUGGGCUCAGUGCCCCCUUGCUCAGACCUUUGGACAGACCCAUCCCCUGCCUCCCUAGUUUUCAUUUCCGGGAACAGGGAUGGUAGAAUGUACAGACCCACGUGGGCAGUGGGGCAGAACUGUUGACCCUUUUCUUGUUUUUAAGCAAACCCUCCAUUUUCUACCUUGUUUCUAGUAAUUAUUUCCUGGUUUAAUGUUGAAAAUCGGAAAGUCUGAAUGUUCCCCACUCCUCGUUGCUAAGGAGCACGGAGGGAAUGGGAGCCGGCGUGGACCGCGGGAGAUUAGGCAUUUGCACGGUGAGGGUGCCCGCCCCGCUGGGACCCACGGCAGGACACCAAGCCCCAAGGUGGCCCCUCCCUCCUGUCUGGUCACUUCUGCUUCCGCAGGGUCAGCUGGUCCCUGCUCAGCCCGUCCACCUUCGAAGCCUUCCCAGCCUCAUCUGCUGAGGUCCCAGCGUCUCUGACGAGCCCUCGGCCGAGGCCAGAGGGCCCUGUCGCUGCCAGGAAGGGGCCAGGAGUCUGCAGCCCCCUGUGACAGUCCCAGCUGUGUGCCCGAACAGGACUCUGGCUGGAGCCAUUGCAGUUUCUGUGGACAUUUUGUUUUUAGGAAUGAAGGAAAACAGCGCCGUUCUUGAGCCAUUCUUUCAUGUCAGUUCUACAAGAUUGCAUGUAACUUUAUAAAUAUUUUUAAGAGAUAUAGUUUUGUAAAUAUUUAAUAUUCUGCUAAUUUGAUUUUGAAUUGUAAAUGUCAAGUAUUCUGUUUUUGGGGUUUUUAUGUUUUAUUAUACUUUGUUAAAAAAAUUGUACAUUUUUAGAAUGUUUUUAUGAGUAAAUUUAAUGUACUGAAAAUUAAAAUGAAAAAAAAAAAACUGUUCCUUGGUUAUUUGUCACAGAAAAUGAAGCACAUUUUCCCAAUUACAAUAAUUUAUCUCCAAACUAGGGAGCCAGCCCUUCCUGCCUUCUUCCAGCCCCAGAAGGCACACCUGCCCGUAAGCCCACCCAGCUUGAUUCGAGACGUGCCCUGGGUGUCGGGGAAGUGCACGCACCCCCACACACAGCUGCACAGGCGUCUGAGUGCUGCAGGUCCCUCAUCCUCAGGCAUGUUCUCACUGUCCGCCUCCCCACACCCUCAGCUGGUCUGGCCGGGGUGGCAAAAGGGGCUGUCUGCCUCCCCACACCCUCAGCUGGUCUGGCCGGGGUGGCAGAAGGGGCGGGUGAUGUGAGGCGGCUGGGUUGGCUCCACACACCAGAGGCUGAAGCUGGAGCCAGAGGCCAGUUUCCUUUUCUUUUUGGUUUUGGGGCCACACCCAGAGGUGCUCAGGUCUGACUCCUGGCUCUACACUCACGGGACCACUGGUGGGCUCAGGACCGUAUGGGGUGCUGGGGAUCAAACCUGGCUUGGCCAGGUGCGAGGCAAAUAGCUUCCCUGCUGUGCUGGCCCGGGCUGGCCAGCCGGAUCUUCCGGCCUGUGGCUCAGCCUCUUGGGUCUUUGCACUCUCAUCCCAAAGCUGUCUGCCCGCCUUGCCCGCCCAGAUCUCCUCGGCGACCCGGCAGCCUGCCGUUAGGUGAAGCACAGCUGAAUCUCGGCCGUGACCCACCACAGACCUUCAGCUGUGCUGUCCUGCCACCUGGCCACCCCCAUGCCAGAGCCAGGCCACUGCUGUCCAGCAAAUGACCACGGCCUCACACUGACCAAACAAGUUCCGGUGAGUUUCUAGUGCCCGCAUUCACUCACCUAAGUUUGUGAGAAAUGUCUUGCUUUAAAGAUGCAAAAGCCCUGUUUUAAAACUUAAAAUGAUGGGGUUGGAGGCUACUCCACUGGGGAGGACGCCAGCAUCCUCCACGGCCUCCUGGAGCCCCGCUCCCAAACCAAAACUCAUCUUGAAGUUGCCUGCUCCCUCUGGGGACCAUCACCCCUCAGCAGGGUUUUUUAGAAAAACAGGUUUCUCCUGCGACUCUGGUGCUGUGGUUGUACGGUCGGCCCUGAUGAGUUCGUCUGAGCAAGGCGGGCUGCGUGCAUGUGGCGACGUCAAGCCAGCUCAUGUGCCUGCCGCCCCACCUCAGCUGAAACCACGUGGGCUCUCCAGGAGACCCCCACAAAACCAAAUGUGGGACCCAGGCGGGAGGUGCCCAACUUUAGCUAUGUCUCAACUGGAUUUCUUCACAGUGGAUGUGCACUAGCCAACGGGGUUCUGGGGGUUCCGUGGGCCCCUCCCGGUGGCGGAGCCCAGAGGGGAGAGCAUGCCCUCCGCACUCGCCGGGAUGCACCGCCCAGGAGGGACAGCGGCGCUUUCCAGGGGGCCUCCCGCUACCCCCCCCAA
Molecule: messenger RNA, 7444 nt
Organism: Sorex araneus (European shrew)
Lineage: Eukaryota; Metazoa; Chordata; Mammalia; Eulipotyphla; Soricidae
Gene: ZCCHC14
Product: zinc finger CCHC-type containing 14
Exons: 13
Coding region: 56-3244 (1062 amino acids)
Molecular function (GO): zinc ion binding; nucleic acid binding; phosphatidylinositol binding
Source: RefSeq, a predicted model, not a curated record